Lepisosteus oculatus (spotted gar) is the source of this 1038-nucleotide messenger RNA. Lineage: Eukaryota; Metazoa; Chordata; Actinopteri; Semionotiformes; Lepisosteidae. The record is from RefSeq and is a predicted model, not a curated record.
CAUGGGGGUGAAACCAACAAAAAACAUCAAUUCCUACAGUGCAUUGCCAGUCGGUAAGCACUUCCUAUUUACGGAUGAUGACUUGGUCGCAAAUGAAAGGAUGUACACCUUAUUAUCGGGUCUGUACAAAUACAUGUUCCAGAAGGAUGAAUAUUGCAUUCUGAUCCUCGGCUUAGACAAUGCAGGGAAAACUACAUUUCUGGAGCAGACCAAGACUAAAUUCAGCAAGAAUUAUAAGGGCAUGAGUUUGUCCAAGAUCACCACCACUGUGGGCUUGAACAUUGGCACAAUAGAUGUGGGCAAGGCGCGCCUCAUGUUCUGGGACCUGGGAGGUCAAGACGAGCUGCAGUCACUGUGGGACAAAUAUUACGCUGAAUCCCAUGGGGUGAUAUACGUGAUCGACUCCACUGAUGAAGAGCGGCUGUCUGAAUCGAAGAAUGCCUUUGAGAAGAUGAUCAGCAGUGAGGCUUUAGAAGGCGUUCCUCUCCUGGUGUUGGCCAAUAAGCAGGACGUGGAGGGCUGCCUGUCGGUUCCGGAAAUCAAGACGGCCCAAGGAGUCAACGAAGGCAUCGAGUGGAUGGUCAAGUGUGUGGUGAGAAAUAUUCACCGGCCUCCCAGGCAGAAGGACAUCACGUAAGGCCCUGCACCCCUGCAGCUUCAGAGGGAUCAAGCCCCCGCUACAUGUACUGCCGAUCACUCCUGUUGGCCUGUCAAGAAGAAAACGUGUUGGGUUUUUUUGUAUAGCUCGCCUGUCGGAGACUUAAAUGCAUUGUGUUUGUGUACCUUUGUGGGGGUAGAAACUGACGGUGGUGGCACAGAUGCUGAUUGGACAAUCACCUGCAUGCCACAUAGUUGCUCUUUUGGUGUCUAGGCCUUUUUUCUACCAUGUGAAACUAGAUUGUAAUCUGUAACAGUAGCCGGCUUUCAAAGAAUAGCAUUUUGCGUAAUUUCUCUGUGUGACCCUGCACAUCGUGACCACAUCGGGGGUAGAACAGCUCAGCUAUUCAGCUGACUUGGUGGGGGGGGGAGUUUUUUGGU